AAAAUUUACAACAUAGAUUGAAGACAUUAAGAAAGCGAUCAUUUGGAAAAUAUAUUUUUACCUUCAUUUGCUGGCUGCUGUUGCAAGGCAAUGGCAAGCAUCAAGGUAAAAAUCCUGGCAAUUUUGUGCUUCAUACAAUUUUGUCAAAGUAAAAAUGUUCCAGGAUUUUUGUCUGAUCCACACAAAGAGUCAGACAACAGAAUAGUUGGGGGCGUUGCAGUAAAUAUAUUAAACUAUCCAUACCAGGUUUCCUUGCAGUAUCUGUAUCAUCAUAUCUGCGGAGGAGCAAUUAUUUCCAACAGAUGGAUUGCAAGUGCUGCUCAUUGCACCCAGCUCGACCCAGGUGCAUCGCCAACCCAGUUAUUCACCAUACGAAUGGGAACCUCAUUCGUUCAAUCCGAAGGAACCGUUUUAACCGUCAGCAGAACAAUCGAGCACCCUGGCUAUGGAAACAGUGCCAAUUUCUUCGACCAUGAUUUGAGCUUGAUUGAGGUGUCUAGGGAUAUUGUGUUCUCUAAUACCAUUCAGCCUGUUGCUUUGCCUGUUCCUCAUGCGCCUUUGAUUCCCGGAUCAAGAUGCGUGGUAAGCGGAUGGGGCCGACUAAGUGAGGGUGGUUCUAGUCCACUAGUGCUACAUGCGGUUACAGUUCCUUUGAUCAGCAUUAAAAGCUGCAAUGAGUACUACCAAAAUAGUCUCGGGGUGACUGAAACCAUGAUGUGUGCAGGAUCGCCAUAUGGAGGAAGAGACGCAUGCCAGGGAGAUUCUGGAGGUCCUUUAGUAGUUGACAAUAUUUUAAUUGGAAUUGUUUCAUGGGGGGCUGGUUGCGCUCGUCCCAAUUUCCCAGGAGUUUACGCAAAUGUUCCUUUCAUGAGAGAAUGGAUUACGGAAGUGACUGGAGUUACUCUCACCAUGAAGCUAAAAAUAUUAGCUCUUUUGUAUGUAAUACAAGUUUGCCAAAGUAAAACUCUUCCAGGUAUAUUUUCGCCACUAUUUAAACAACAGGACUCCAGAAUAGUUGGAGGAUCUCCAGUGAAUAUCGACAACUAUCCUUAUCAGGUUUCAUUGGAGUAUAUUUACAGCCAUAUGUGUGGGGGAGCGAUUAUUUCCAAUAGAUGGGUUUUAACUGCCGCUCAUUGCACACAACUCUUUCUUGCUUAUACACCUCCAUCACUAUUCACCAUCCGACUGGGGACAUCCUUUGUUGAAUCUGAAGGAGAACGCUUCACGGUAAACCAAGUAAUCGAACAUCCUGGCUAUGGGAACAGCGCGCAUUUUUUCGAUUAUGAUAUGUGUUUGAUUCAAGUUUCCAGAGAAAUUGUUUUCUCCAAUAGCGUCCAACCAGUUGCCCUACCAGCGCCGCAUGCCCCCUUAAUUCCCGGAUCAAGAUGUUUAGUCUCUGGUUGGGGUACUUUAACUGAGGGCGGAUCCAGUCCAUCUCAGUUGCAUGCAGUGGAGGUUCCAUUGAUUAGUAUUGAGAGUUGCAAUGAGUAUUACCAAAACGGUCUCGGUGUUACUGAAACCAUGAUGUGUGCAGGGUCUCCAUAUGGAGGAAGAGACGCAUGCCAAGGGGAUUCUGGAGGUCCUUUGGUAGUUGGCAAUAUCUUAAUUGGAAUUGUUUCAUGGGGAGCUGGUUGCGCUCGGCCAAACUUCCCAGGAGUUUACGCGAAUGUUCCAUUUGUAAGAGAAUGGAUUACGGAAGUCGCUGGUAUUUAACCAGCAUUUGCCAACAUUUGUUCCUUACCAUAUAGUGUUGUGGCGAUUUGCAUUAAAGGACUGACAUUUU
Messenger RNA from Dendroctonus ponderosae (mountain pine beetle), 1783 nucleotides. RefSeq names its product acrosin. The coding region runs from base 91 to 1713 and encodes 540 amino acids. The transcript has 10 exons. Lineage: Eukaryota; Metazoa; Arthropoda; Insecta; Coleoptera; Curculionidae. Gene Ontology annotation, biological process: proteolysis. Gene Ontology annotation, molecular function: serine-type endopeptidase activity. The record is from RefSeq and is a predicted model, not a curated record.